UCUUCACAUCACAGUCAACCAAUGGGACCAAAUUACUGCGACUCGAACUGGACACAAUCAGCAUCGGAUCGCAGGGAGCAACAGGAGGUGGUGGAGCAGCAGCGCCAGAAGGCGUCGGGGGAGCGGCCAUCAUAGGAGCAGCAACGUCGGCAGCAGCUGCCCAGAGCCCCUCGAGAAUGUCUAGCCGAAAGCUGCCAGGAGGCUCUGGAGGAGCUGACGAAGUCACAGCAGCAGCUGCCCCCCUGGACGAUAAUGCCAAUGCCAGUGUGGAGAUUCUGGCCAGCAGCGAGGAGCCAGCAAUAGGCGUUGGCGAAGAGAUGCCCAUCAUAAGCAAAACACGCACCUCAACUUCGUCAGUGGAGCCGGCUGAGGAGCCAACAUUAGCAACAGAGCUGGAAGGGGAAAAGGACCUGGAAUCAAAUCCAGUUUCCAAAACACCUAGGUCCACACCUACGCCAACCCUUGCGCCCGUCACGCCCACCGCCAGCGAUGGAGUGGCGGCCAAGAGCGUGAGGGUUACACGGCACUCGUCGCCACUGCUCCUGAUCAGCUCGCCCACGACAAGUAGACGUGAGGUCGGCGACGGAGCGUUAGAUAACGAGGAGCCAACGGGAUCGGGUGGCCAAAGAAAGAGCUCCGUGGAGCGAUCUUUGGCACCCGUUAUACGCGGACGGAAGUCCAUCAAGGAUCUGAAAGAAGCCAAAGAAGUCAAGUCCGAGGAGCCGCCUGCCGCAGCAUCAGAUUCAAGAGCUGCAAGUGGAGCGACGCCUGGCCAGGUCAAGGAACAGCAUGUCGGGGCUGGCAACGAACUGGAAUCCUUGCCAAUCACAGACAAGAAAGACCACAAAGACACAAAAGACAAGGAGGAUGAGCGGGAAACCGAUCAAGAUGCAGAGAAGGAAAAAUCAGCUGAGACAGAAAUAAUUGCAGAUACAGAAAAAUCUGUAGAGAAAGAAAAGUAUACAGAGAAGGACAAAACUGCCGAUAAAGAUGGAGGAAAAGAAAAACAUAGUGAUGCAAAUAAGGAUAUAGAUAAGGAGAAGGAAAAGGCAAAGGAAGCACUUCCUCCAGUGGUGCCAAUAGCACCAGUGACACCCACUUGUAAUCGUGUCACACGUAAAUCGCAUGCCCAGGAGCAAGCGAUUAACACACGGGUCACGCGCAAUCGUCGCCAGUCCUCAACAGUUGGAGCCAAUUCCUCUUCUGCGUUCUUGGUAGCUGCAUCCUCCUCAGUAGCAGAGCAACCUCCUCCAUCUCGCGGCCGACGGAAGAAGCCAGUGAUGGUGGCUCCACCCUUGGAGCCUGCGGGUAAACGGAAGCGAUCCCAAGAUGCUGAAGCCGACCCAGACGUCAACAACAGCGCGAAAUACAGCAAGGUGGAAGUGCUAAGGUCCGAGGAAGCUGAGGCACCAGAGGAGGAUUCCACUGCCGUGGCCAUUAAGCAGGAACCAGUUGAUGGCAGCGAGGUCAGUUCUAUUUCUCCAUCAGUCACGCCCACACCCACACCUACGCCAACGCCAGCCCCGAUCUCGGGCAGUCGUCGGGGUCGUGGUCGCCCGCAAAACAGAAACUCGUCAUCGCCUGCAGCCACAACGCGGGCCACGCGGCUGAGCAAGGCGGGAUCACCGGGUAUCCUGACGCCAGUUGCCCAGGAAACGAAACGGCGGCGAGUCGGCUCCACCACACGGAAGACUGCCUCGGCCAAUUCUCUGGCACCCAGCUCGCAGGGCGGCGCCGGGGAUGAGGACUCCAAGGAUAGUAUGGCCUCGUCCAUGGACGACCUGCUGAUGGCCGCAGCAGAUAUCAAGCAAGAGAAGCUGACGCCCGAAUUCGACGAUAGUUUGCUGCCAGAAAGCCUGCCCUCUACGUCUGGUGCUUCGAGUGCCAAUGGUCAUUCCUGCACCGAACCGCUUACUGUGGACACGGAAAUAAACGUUAAGCCCGCUGAUUCCAAAGUAAAGCCAAAGGACUCACCGGCGGCAACAGUCAAGGAAUCUCCAUCACAAUCCGAAACGCAAUCGGCAAAGGUGUCAUCAGAAGCUGGGAAGGCUCCAUCGCUUAGUCCAGAAAUGAUAAGCGAAGGCGUGAGUGCGGUCAGUGUUCUAAACUUUUACAAGAAGACUGAGUUCCUGGAAAACAAUCUGGGCAUUGAAAAGGAUCCGGAGCUGGGUGAAAUCGUUCAGACGGUUAGUAGCAAUGACACGGAAACAGAUGUCGAGAUGUCUGUUGACGGCGAGUUGAAUCCAGCAGCGUCUCCCAAGUCGCAAGAUAAAAAGGAAGAGGAGCAUGAUAAGAAUCAGAAAUCAGGGUCAAAAGCAGGAAAGAAGGCUUCAGCUCAAUUAGAACAUAAAGCUGAAGACAUAUCUGAAAUGCUUACCGAAGUUCCUGUUGAAAUUUCGACUGAGACUGCAGUUGAAAUUAUAGAAAAUGCAGAUGAAGACACUUGUUCAAAUAGCUCAAUGAAACCAGGUGAGCUCCGACUGGACGAGAGCAACGAUGGACCUGAACUGCUUCUGGAAAAUGCCCUCAUAGUCAAUGGUGAUGAGACACCAGAUCAAUCGGAGGAAAAGGAGGACCAGGUGGCGUUCUUCCAUUCAGGAGAAUACGAUGACUUUGAGCACGACAUUAUGGUGGAGCUGGAGAAGGAGGGUGUGUUAGAUGCCAGCGGCAACGCAUUGAGUCAGCAAAAGAUGGAAAUUGAGCAUCCCGAGGAUGCUUCUCUACUCGAAUCCAAAAACGACAUGGAGGAAGCCCUAGAUGCCGCCGAGGAAUCGGUUGACCGUAAGCCUCUUAAGGACCCGUCGGCCGCGGACGAAAUGGUGGAGGUGGAGGAGUCCUAUAUUGACAUUAAGCAACAGACGAAAAAGCUGGUAGUUGAACACCUGGCAGAAGAGGCCACGGAAGCGGACUGCGGUCCCGAGGAUAACAAGGAGAACUUGUCCACGUCGGCCACCAGCACAGCUGCCGUUGGUCUAGAUAUUCAGUUGGCCAUCAAGGAGGAUGAUGACGAGGAGAAACCGCUUGCAGUUAUCGCUGACGAACAAAAGCCUGAGCUGCUGCUGACUAAGGACAUGGAAGUGGAUGAGAAACCAAAUGGCAAACAGGAAUCGGUCUGCGAUGAGCAUAUUCAGCUGGUGCGGCAGGAUCAGGAAAGUCAUCAUCAGCAAAACCUUCGUCAAGAACAGGAAAUUCACUUGCAAAACCUGGGCCUGCUCACGCACCAGGCCGCUGAACAGCGACGCAAGUGUCUGCUUGAGGCACAGGCCCGCCAGGCGCAAUUUCAGCUCCAGCAACAUCACCACCAUCAGCACAAGCGACAAGGAGCGCGCGGUGGAGGCAGUGCCACUCAUGUGGAAUCCAGCGGUACUCUAAAGACAGUCAUCAAGCUGAACAGGAGCAGCAAUGGAGGAGUGGGCGGUAGUGGCGGCCUGCCUACUGGUACAGUUAUCCAUGGGGGCAGCGGCUCCUCCUCUGCUUCUUCCACGUCCUCCUCUUCGGUGGGCAGUGCCACACGUAAAUCAAGCGGUACUUUGGGCUCAGGAGCGGCAGCAGGUGCUGGCGUUCGCCGGCAGUCGCUUAAGAUGACAUUCCAGAAGGGUCGGGCUCGUGGUCACGGUGCUGCGGAUCGAUCCGCCGAUCAGUAUGGCGUCCACGCCGAGGACUCCUAUUACACCAUUCAGAACGAGAACGAAGGUGCGAAAAAGUUUGUUGUAACUACUGGUAAUCCCGGCCGCAAGACUAAUAACCGUUUCAGCUCGACUAACAACCACCACUCCACGGUAGCCUUGCACGGUAGCAACUCUACGGUCCAGUACUAUUCGUCACACUCGGAAAGUCAGGGACAGGCGGACCACGGCUUCUACCAGAUGGUCAAAAAGGACGAAAAGGAGAAGAUCCUUAUUCCGGAAAAGGCCUCCUCGUUUAAGUUUCAUCCAGGGAGGCUGUGCGAAGACCAGUGCUACUACUGCAGCGGAAAGUUUGGACUCUAUGACACCCCCUGCCAUGUUGGACAAAUAAAGUCCGUGGAGCGCCAGCAGAAGAUCUUAGCCAACGAGGAGAAGCUGACUGUGGAUAACUGCUUGUGCGACGCAUGUUUUCGACACGUGGAUCGCCGUGCAAAUGCGCCAUCCUACAAGAAGCGCCUUUCCGCUCCAGGUCACUUGGAAAUCGGGGCUGCGGCGGCAUCUUCACUAGAUAAACACUUUGCUGGCGACAGCGGCGUCAUUCCGGAAGCGGGUGGCGAAGCUAGUUCCACGGCAGCCGCGGCCGUGCAGCAACGUUCCUGUGCCGUGACGGAUUGUGUCGAGGCGGCAGGACACUCGCUGCGACGCAAGUGCAUCCGCAAGAGCGUGAAGAAGUUUCAGCUUAGCCUGGAGAUACCCGCGGGUUCGUCGAUAGUGUGGCUGUGUGAGGCGCAUUACAACACGGUCAUCCAAUUUUCCGGCUGCGUCCUUUGCAAGCGUAGAUUGGGAAAGAACCAUAUGUACAACAUAACCACGCAGGACACAGAUCGACUGGAAAAGGCGCUGUCCGAGAUGGGCAUCCCAGUUCAGCUUGGCAUGGGUACUGCAGUCUGCAAGCUGUGCCGCUAUUUUGCCAACCUAUUGAUGAAGCCACCGGACAGCACCAAGUCCCAAAAGGCGGAGUUUGUGAAGAACUACAGAAAGAGGCUCCUCAAAGUGCAUAAUCUGCAGGAUGGCAGUCAUGAGGUGUCCGAAGCGGAUGAAGAAGAGGCACCUAAUGCAACGGAGGCGGAAAGGGCAACCGCAGGCGGACAGGAAGACGCCGAGAUGCCCAUGGUAACGGACUAUGAUGGACCUACCGAUUCCAAUUCAAGUACUUCUUCGACAGCAGCCCUGUCCAUCAGCAAACAAAUGUCUAAGCUGCAGGCCAUCCUGCAGCAAAAUGUGGGAGCGGAUGUGGCAGAAGCAGCGGGAACAGGAGCCGUUGCAGCAAGUCCCGUAGGAAGCGGAUCUGGGGCAGAUAUCUCAAACGUAUUGCGCGGGAAUCCGAACAUUUCCAUGCGAGAACUUUUCCACGGUGAGGAAGAACUGGGUGUGCAGUUCAAGGUGCCGUUCGGAUGCAGCAGCAGCCAGCGCACGCCGGAGGGUUGGACACGGGUGCAGACUUUCCUACAGUACGAUGAGCCGACGCGCCGCCUCUGGGAGGAGUUGCAAAAGCCGUACGGCAACCAAAGCUCCUUUCUGCGCCACUUGAUUCUACUGGAAAAGUACUACCGAAACGGAGAUCUCGUCCUGGCACCGCACGCCUCCUCCAAUGCCACGGUUUACACUGAGACUGUUCGCCAGCGGCUAAAUUCUUUUGAUCACGGUCACUGCGGUGGAUUGAGCAGCACUGGCAGCCCUUCUUUUUCGGGUUCCGGCAAGCGCCAUGGGAUUCCUCAACCCACGGGUGCCAGUGUGCUGGCCACCGCCCUCACAACACCCUUGACAAGCCAUUCAUCCUCCUCUGCAUCCGUUUCAUCCGAUCAGCAUGCAUCGGUUGAUCCUGUUAUUCCGCUGGUAGAGCUCAAUGAUGACGAUGAAGGCGAAGAUGGAGCAGGGGGAGCGGGCGAAAGGGAGUCGAUAAAUAGGCAUGAGGAAACAAUCUUGGAAAGCCUCAGCACAGCCUCGGUGGACAAGCUGACCAAGCAGCUCAGUUCGAAUGCGGUGACGAUUAUCGCCCGUCCCAAAGAUAAAUCGCACCUCUCGUGCAACAGUGGAUCCUCCACGUCGAUUUCCAGCUCCUCGUCCGCUGUUUCCUCGCCGGAGGAAGUGGCCGUCACUAAGGUUACGGCAAUCGCACCAGUGCAGUCCAAGGAUGCACCGCCCCUGGCGCCCGCAAGUGGCAGUGUCAGCAACAGUCGCAGUAUCCUUAAAACCAAUCUCCUGGGUAUGAACAAGGCCGUGGAAAUUGUGCCGUUAACGACUGCCUCCCACGCAUCCACCUCUACAUCCACAGCUGCAUCUAAAAACUUCCUUACAUCUAUCGCCUCACUCGCUAACAAGCCAACUGAAUGCCAUAUACCUGAGAAACAGCAAAAGAUUCUGGACGUGGCCAAUAAGCUGCUCGGUAGCCAGGGCGAACCGGUACCAACCACCUUGCUUGGCCUGCAGUCAAAGCUUAAGCCUCCAAUGCAUCAGCAGCAGACGGGAGGAUCAGGAGCGGGAACUAGUGGCCCCCAGAAGCCUAAUGUGGCGCAAUUGCUUAGCUCUCCACCGGAGCUAAUCAGCUUGCAUCGACGGCGGACGAGCGGAUCAGCAGCGGCGUCGAGCAGCUUACUCGGCAACCUUUCGGGCAAGAGGCUUCAACUUCCACGAUCUGGAGCAGGGCCUUCAGCUGGAGCGGGAACGGGAACGGGCGCUGGAACAGCAGGAAGCCGCAGUGCGGGUGGACCACCACCGCCCAAUGUGGUCAUACUGCCGGACACCUUAACCGCCCAGGAGCGACACGAGAGCAAGAGCUGGAAGCCAACGCUGAUACCGCUGGAGGAUCAGCACAAGGUGCCGAACAAGUCACAUGCUCUUUAUCAGACCGCCGACGGUCGAAGGUUGCCCGCCCUGGUGCAAGUGCAGUCUGGUGGCAAGCCAUACCUCAUCUCUAUCUUCGACUACAACCGCAUGUGCAUCUUGCGCAGGGAAAAGCUGCUGCGGGACCAGAUGCUCAAAAGUAACGCCAAGCAAAAGCCGCAGAACCAGCAACAGCAGCAGGGCCAAACGCACCAGCAGCAGCAGAACUCCGCUGCAUCGGCAGCUGCCUUCUCCAACAUGGUUAAACAACACACGGCGCGACAGCAGCUCCAGCAGCUGCAACAGAAGCAACAGCAACAGCAGCAGCAACAUUAUGCCACUUUACAACUAGGUGGUGCAGCUGGAACGGGUGUGCGACUUGCCCGUCUGACGCAAAAACCGAUGCCACCACUGACUAAUCCGCAGAUUGGCAGUCAGGCACCCAACUUCCAGCCGUUGCUGCCCAGUACGCUGGACAACAGCAACAGCUCCUGGCUGUGGAAAAACUUUCCUGAUCCCAAUCAGUAUCUGCUAAAUGGAAAUGGAGGGGGUGCCGGGAGCUCCUCCAGCAAGUUGCCACAUCUCACGGCCAAACCAGCCACGGCAACCAGUAGUUGCGGAGCGGCCAACAAAUCCGCAGGAAGCCUAUUUACCCUCAAGCAGCAGCAGCACCAGCAGAAGCUCAUCGACAACGCUAUCAUGUCAAAGAUACCCAAAAGUUUGACAGUAAUACCGCAGCAGAUGGGUGGAAAUGCCGGUGGCGAUAUGGGGGGCAGCAGCUCCCCGGCAAGGACUGAUGACGGCGAAGGAGGGCGCCAUGGCCAUUAGCCGUAGCGUCGGUGGCCACCCGGCGGAGUAGCAGGAUCAACAAGCAGACGUCGAGCAGCUUAAGUGGCGAGCUUCACAGCAAGAGGUGACCAGCGGCGGCUCCAUGGAUAUCACAAACUCCACAAUUCCAUGGCUGCAGUAGAAUAAGUGAUAAACUAAAAAACAGUGGACGGACAGACAAGAAACAGAUGAGCAACCAAGAUAAUUCUAAGAUUACAUAACGUUGUUUGUGUAUAAACGAGAUACGGUUACGAAUACGAUUACACUAUAAGUACGCACUAGUUAGGCCCUCUAGCCGAUACGACAGAUGCAUGAUGGCACAGAUGAAGUUGCCGAUGCGAAUGCGAUUUAGGAUACGGAUAUGGAUAGUUAGGGAUACCAAUGCACCUUACUCUAAUCUAUGCUACUCUAUAAUUGUAGACUUAAACUUUAUUUUUUUAAUUAGAUUUACGGGCAUAUAAACUUGCGAUUCGUGUAUUAUAGAUACCAAAAUUGCUACAGCUAAACGGUUUAUAGAUUUAUAAGCGACUCCGGAACAC
Messenger RNA from Drosophila erecta, 7876 nucleotides. RefSeq lists its product as uncharacterized. Lineage: Eukaryota; Metazoa; Arthropoda; Insecta; Diptera; Drosophilidae. The record is from RefSeq and is a predicted model, not a curated record.